Pogona vitticeps (central bearded dragon) is the source of this 712-nucleotide messenger RNA. RefSeq names its product LLP homolog, long-term synaptic facilitation factor (gene LLPH). Gene Ontology annotation, molecular function: RNA binding. Gene Ontology annotation, cellular component: nucleolus. The record is from RefSeq and is a predicted model, not a curated record. NCBI's taxonomy places the organism in Eukaryota, Metazoa, Chordata, Lepidosauria, Squamata, Agamidae. Gene Ontology annotation, biological process: dendrite extension.
AUGGCCGGUGUCGCACAUGCUUGGUGGGUGGCCGAGCAACUUCUGCGCAUCCCGGAAGAAGGACUCUUGCCCACGUGUUUUUAGGGUCAGCUGGUGCACCGGGAUCGGAGGAGUCCAGAGAGAAAAAGAGUCGUGUGCGCCCAGAAGCAAGCAAAAAAAAAAUGGCAAAAAGCAUAAGGAGCAAGUGGAAAAGGAAGAUGCGAGCAGAGAAGAGAAAGAAAAAUGCCCCCAAGGAACUGGCCAGAUUGCAGAGCAUCCUGAAAACAAACAGUGAUGUUGUGAUGGAUGAGGUGAAAGAGAUUGCAACAGUGGUUCCUGCUGAGAAGGUCACAGAGAAAAAGGAUCCAGGAAAUGGAAGUAAAAUGGAUGUGGACACCAAAAGAAAUCAAAAGACUCUUCUUGAUCAACAUGGACAGUAUCCAGUAUGGAUGAAUCCUAGACAGAGGAAGAAGUUUAAGGCAAAGCGUGUUAAAGGAAAAAAUAAGCACAAAACGCCAAAGGGAUUAGCAUGGUAGUGUUUGGAUGAAUUUUAAGAAAGAGAAAAGAGACUCAAUUAAAAAAAAAUCAAAUAUUAAACUGAUUUACAUCUCACCCAGGGGAGAAUUUUCUGUUUUCUUGAUUCCUUGGUAUUUAGUUGUUUAAUAAAUUUAAUAUUCAUUGUACAUGUUAUACAAGUUGGAACACUGUCAAACUAAACAGAAAGUUAAGUUCA